AUGGUUGCCCGCAAAUACCAUCCUUAUUCUAGUUAUUUUGUUGAUAGUCCUGGUGUAGUUAAGAUUGCCAAAUGUAGUGUGCAUGAUUACCAUAGUCCAAAUCGUGCUCAUGAAAAUUAUAACCAGGCAUCUGUUUAUAUCAAUUCAAACGACAGCACUGAGAUCUCAAGCGAAUCGUCAGCAAAAACCACAAAUGUUGGUGACAAUGUAACCGCGCCUGAAGUCUGUGUCUCUCAACUUGAAGUAUAUCUAAAUCAAAAAGAGAAACAAUCUAUUUCUAAUUACCCACAGCAGAAACAGCCCAAAACCCGCUCGUACAGUAUACCCUCCCGACAAAGUGAUUAUAGUGCAGAGAAAAAUACUAAUAAUAAAUCUUCAAACCAAAAUGUGCCUUCAUUAAGACCAGCAAUCAUUAACAAUAGUAGUACGAUCACGGCGGAUAUAGAGAAAAACGUGCAGAGCAAAAGUCAACUGUGUACAAAUCGUGCUUCAACGUUUCCUAAAAUGACCGCAAUACCUGUGCGUGUUACAUCUCGCAAAGAGCGAGACUUGCGACAAUAUGAUACUUUUGAUUGGCACCAAACAAGUCCGACGAAAAGGUAUUUUGUUGGUGGAUUUAAUAAAUCGGUGUCAAUUAAAUACCUGACUAAUUUUGUGACAAGCAGGGGCGCAACGGUGACAAUGAUUCGUAAAUUCCCAAUGAGGAAAUCGAGAAAUAAAGUUAUUGUCCGUUUAAAUGUGGAAGCCAAUGAAAACGCGGAUUUAGUCUUAGAUCCAGGAUUUUGGCCAAAAGACUAUAGUUUAGCAUUACCUAGUAAUCGAAAAAUAGGUAAAGGUGGUGUAGCUAUUCUUUGGCAUAAAAGACUCGAUAUGCGUGUAACACCAUUGCCUUUAGACGAUGAUCGUAUUAUUGGUAUACAGGUACAAAUACAACCUGAUUUAUAUAUGUUCGUAUUUCAGUUAUAUCUACCAUGUUCUAACCACUCUAUUGAGUCAUUUAGACGUUAUAUUGACAAACUAUAUAACUUAUGGUUUAUGUAUAGAGAAAGUGGUAUACCAAUUUUCAUAGGUGAUGUUAAUACUGAUGUUAAAACUGAUAGCAGUAGCACCAGAGAACAGCUAUUUUGUAAUUUUUUGUAUAAUACUAAUUAUCUUUCUUUAAACAAACUAGACAGUUGUAAAGGAGCUAAGUACUCAUAUGUUUCUUAUGAUGAUCGUUACUUUUCACUCAUUGAUCAUAUAUGUAUGCCAGUUGAAACUAUAGAUUAUGUAAAAUGCUGUGAAAUUCUUGAUGAUGAUGCCCUCAACGUUUCCCGCCAUAGGCCUAUAGUUACAUCACUAGAAUUUACUACGAACAGCAAUUUAAGUGACACAAGGCUGAAAGUUGUAGAAACUGUAUCCAAAAUAAACUGGAAAGGAGUCAAAGAGAGUGACAAAGAUGAUUAUGUAUCUGCUAUUAAAGCCAAAAGUGAAUUGCUUCGACUGAAACAUUGUGAGUUAAAUCGGUCAGAUGUCGAUAAUGCAUAUACGACCGUUAUUAAGGCAAUAACAGAGUCAUCCGCAUGUCUCCCGGUAUCAAAGUACAAACAAUACCUUAAACCCUACUGGAGUAUUGAACUUGGGAACGCGCACACUCAUAUGAAAGAAAAACGUAGAUUGUGGUGUCGGGAAGGUCGGCCCCGAGAUAUAACAAACCUCUUUUAUAUUGAGUAUAAAAAUGCCAAACGUGACUUUAAACGCUUGAAUAAUUACCAUGUGAAUCAGUAUCUUAGACAAUUAGAUCAUGAAAUUGACAAAACAGCCGAGGCGGAUUCCGAUAAAUCCUGGAAAAUUGUUAAUUCUCGUAAAAAUUCAACAAAAUGCUCAUCAGGAGCUGGAAUAAAAUUUAAUGACACUAUUUACAGGGAUAAACAAGACUUAACAGAACAAUGGGGACUCUACUUUAAAGACCUGUAUUCGCCGUCUGUAAAUGCUGACUUUGACGCGGAUUGGUACCAACAUGUAAACAGUACCUUACAAUCAACAAAAGAAACUAUUUCCCCGGAUGUAUCUACUACUGUUCUGCCGCAAACAGUGAGCGAAUUGAUUCUAUCAUGUCCGAAAGGGAAAGCUUGUGGUCACGAUAAUGUGUAUUAUGAACAUCUCAUCUUAGCACGUGAUAUUCUCUCUCCUAUACUUGCCAACAUUUUUUCAUAUAUGCUGAGAUUAUCAUACAUACCAGAUGAAAUGAAAAAGGGAAUCAUAAUAACAUUGCAUAAAGGAGGAAAGAAACGAAAAGACGAUCCCAACAAUUAUAGGGCAAUAUCAUUAACAUCAACAAUCCUGAAAGUGUUUGAAAUGGUUGUUAUGAGUCGAUGUAAAGAACACCUCACGUCAAAAUUGAAUGUCCAACAAGGAGGGUUUCAGGAGCAGUUAGGUUGCCUAAUGACGUCAUUUGUUUUACGCGAAUGUGUGCAUUAUUCUCGAGAAUACAACAGCAAACUAUACGUGUGUUUUUUAGACGGACGUCAGGCUUUUGACCGAGUCUGGCAUGAUGGAAUAUUGUAUAAGCUGAUAGAGGCUUGUGUCGAUGACACAUCAUUAUUAGCAUUUAAAGAAAUUUACCGGAAUAUUUUUAGUUAUGUCCGGAAUCAGGGAUAUAUAUCAGACAUUUUCCCAAUUUUGCAAGGAACCAGACAAGGAAGUAAAAGCUCACCAAUGCUUUAUCUUCUUUAUAUAAAUGGACUUAUUAAUGAAAUUGAAUCAAGUGGACUUGUUUUCUGCAUGUACAACUCGAAUAUAUCUUCACCAACAGUAGCAGACGAUAUGGUACUAGUAUCAUUUUCAAAGCAUGGACUGGACAUGAUGUUAUCAAUUUGUAACAGAUAUUCAUUAAAGUGGCGUUUCGAGUACAAUGCCAAUAAAUGCGGCAUAAUUGUAUUCAAUGAAGUAAACUCGGAAAAUCUCCAAAGAAUAUGGACACUUGGUACACAAACGAUCCAUGAGGUAGACAACUAUACUCAUCUUGGAAUUGACU
Messenger RNA from Ruditapes philippinarum (Manila clam), 3016 nucleotides. RefSeq lists its product as uncharacterized. The record is from RefSeq and is a predicted model, not a curated record. The annotation marks the transcript as partial. Lineage: Eukaryota; Metazoa; Mollusca; Bivalvia; Venerida; Veneridae. The transcript has 3 exons.